This is a messenger RNA of Lytechinus pictus (painted urchin), 610 nucleotides long. Its product is annotated as small ribosomal subunit protein eS26-like. The record is from RefSeq and is a predicted model, not a curated record. Bases 1 to 438 code for a protein of 145 amino acids. Gene Ontology annotation, cellular component: ribosome; cytosolic small ribosomal subunit. Gene Ontology annotation, biological process: translation. Gene Ontology annotation, molecular function: structural constituent of ribosome; mRNA binding. NCBI's taxonomy places the organism in Eukaryota, Metazoa, Echinodermata, Echinoidea, Temnopleuroida, Toxopneustidae. The transcript has 4 exons.
AUGACGACUCAGAAGCGUCGAAACAACGGACGCAGCAAGAAGGGGCGAGGCCAUGUUAGGCCCGUCCGCUGCACCAACUGUGCCCGCUGUGUGCCUAAGGACAAGGCCAUCAAGAAGUUUGUUAUCAGGAACAUCGUUGAGGCUGCAGCUAUCCGUGACAUCCAGGAUGCUAGCGUCUAUGAAGUGUAUGCUCUGCCCAAGCUGUAUGCUAAGCUUCACUACUGCGUGAGCUGUGCCAUCCAUUCCAAAGUUGUCCGUAAUCGUUCCAGGGAAGCACGUCGUGACAGGACACCACCCCCAAGAUUCCGACCAGUAAUGGCCUCUGGUCAGAACAGGCAAGGAGGAGGUGGCGGCGGUACUGGCGGCGGCGGUGGAGGCGGCGGCGGCGGAGGAGCAGGUGGUGGUGGUGGUGGUGGAGGCGGAGCUGGACGCUCUUAGACCAAACACUUUCCUGAAUCACACCGAGGAACUCACACCAUAUCCCAACAAACAAUGUCAUUUGGAUAGCAAAGUUAUCACAAAGGACUUUGUAUUUGCGUAUUGUUCAUACUUAUGUGUUUGUGAGGAUGAUGAUUGGUGAAAUAAAACAUCACACCAGCAACAACAAAAA